Culicoides brevitarsis is the source of this 7029-nucleotide messenger RNA. RefSeq names its product mucin-2-like. The record is from RefSeq and is a predicted model, not a curated record. Lineage: Eukaryota; Metazoa; Arthropoda; Insecta; Diptera; Ceratopogonidae. The transcript has 2 exons. Bases 1 to 7029 code for a protein of 2342 amino acids.
AUGGAUCUGCCUGAUGAGUUAAACAGCACAACAUUGAUUGGCUGUUCGCAAAAUAGCGAUUGUGGUGAUGACAAGCAAUGCGUUUUGGGCGUUUGUUACGAUCCGUGCACGAAUGGGUGUGGCGAAUCCGCGUCGUGUUCCGUGAAAAAUCAUGAAAUUCAUUGCGAAUGUCUUCCGGGUUUUACGGGAGAUGCAACGAAAAAUUGUUAUCCGUUGGGGUUAUCGGAACGCAAUGUGACGACGACGACAAAAGAAGCUUCGACAACGGAAAAAAUGUUCAUUGUGACUCCAAUGAAGACAAUUCCGGAAGAAUAUUUGACGAAAAGUACGACAACGGAGGGAAGUGUAACGGAAAAAGAGACUUUAACAACUGUUGGAGUUGAUUUUAUUCAAAAAACGACGACUGAAGAGGCAGAUUCUUCGGAUGACAGUACGACAAUUGUAUCUCGUGUUGCUGAAGAAAUGACAAAAAGUACUGAAAAACCAGAAAUUGACGUUACAACUCAAAAAAUCUUCGAAAAAACGACUUUAGGAGAUUCUUCAGUAAAAGAACAAACGACAAAACUUCCAAAAGAUGACGAAAAUUUGACAACUGAUCAAACAAUAAGCGAAGAAAUUACAGAAAGAACAAAAUUCACAACGACUGACGCUUCUGUAACUGAAAAAUCUUCAAUUUCAACGUCAAAAGAUGAACUUUUAACAACUGAAAGUCCUUCAGAAACAACUCUUGGAACAGAUUUCACUCAAAAAACUGAAAAAUCUUUAAUUGACAUGACAACUGAGCAAGGAACAACUCUCAAAGACUCGACUUUUGACUCAAAAAUCACAACAACUGAUGUUCCAACGAAAGAUUCUACUUCAGAAGGAACAACAACCGAAGGAUUUGAUGAAAAAACUUCGAAAUUCAGUACGACAGAUGCUUCAUUCACAACUUCGGGAAUUGAUCAAACAACAAUUUCUCGAGAUUCAUCAACUGAGGCAUCAACUGAAACCAUUUUUGACUCGUCUUCAACUACUGAAGUACCGAGAUCGACAGAAUCUGCGGCAAAUCUUGUAACAGAAACGACUCGUAUCUCAUCUUCGACUUCUAAAACAACAAUUCAAGAUGAAACAACUCUCUCAGUUGGUAAAGAAGUAACGACGGAAGAGACAAAACAAGACUCGACAACAGAAAAAAUGAUGAUUGUUACUCCUGAACGCCCAACAACGACUUCUGAAUCAGUAACUGAUGGUUCUGUAACUGAAAAAGUUACGACUUCUCAUGGUUUUGAUCAAACAACAGUUGAAUUUGACACGAAAACGACUUUGAAAGAUAUUUCUGAUGGAAUUUCAUCUUCUACAGUGAAAGAUUUUGAAACAACGACACAAUUUAAGGUUGAUUCUGACACGACAAUUGGAAGUGAAGACAUUACAAAACCUGAAUUUGAAGAAAUAACAACUAUUUCAAGCAUUUCAACUGAUAAAACAUCGCCAAAAGUUGAUUUUGAAACAACAACAUUGAAAUCAGACCAAGAAUCGACUACCUUUUCACAAGAUUCAACCAAAACUGAAACUUCUUUCACAACUUCAGGCAUUGAAAAUCGAACUGAUACUCCAAUAACAACUGAAAAAAUGAUGAUCGUUACUCCUGAACGCCCAACUACGACUUUGAGUUCAACUGUGAUGUCUUCUGAUGGAAUUACUGAACAAACAACAUCAAGACAAGACUUUUCGACUGAAAAAGACUCGACUUCUCAUGAUUUUGAACGAACUUCAACAACUAUUGAUUCAGAUUCUGAGUUUACAACAACUGUAAAAGCAAGUUCUGAUCCAGAUUCCUUCUCUUCUUCUAAAGAUUUUGACACAACGACUAAACUUUCUGUUGAUUCUGAUCAAACAACGAAGUUUGGAUCAACUGAAUCCUCUACUGAUGGUUUAACAACCAAAUUUGAACAAACAACAAUUGAUUCUGAUCAAAAAUUCACAACUCAAAGACCUGAUUUGACAAUUUCUGACGAAAUAACGACACAACCUCAAGAUUCAAGAACAACUGAAACAUCUUCAGAUUCGAUUACUGAGAAAACAACUCAAAAAUCGAAUGUUAAUGAUGAUGUAACAACUUCAAAAGAAACGUUAACGACUGUAUUUGAUGAAAAAGCUGAAACAACGACAAUUUUCGGAGAAGAUGAAUUAAGUCAUGAACUUACGACUUCAACAAUUGACUCAAAAACAACUUAUCGUCCUAUUAAAGAUCGAAAAGAAACUGAUUCGCCUGAUUUUACUACAGAUUUUUCAGUUAUAGACUUUAAAACGACUUUAACAACUGAUACAACGACAUCCAAGAUAGAUAAAGAAGUUGUUAUAACGACAGAAAAAAUGAUGAUUGUAACGCCUGAGAAGCCAACUACAGUUUCAGAUUCAGUAAUAACAACUGAAGGCUCUUUAGAAAAAUCAUCUACAAGUUCUUCGACAGACUCUUCUGAACAAAUUUCAACUAUUGAAACUACAGUUCAUGAUAAAUUUACAACAGAAUCUACUUUCACAAGUUCAAAAGAUGUUGAAACUACAACUUCAGGGGAUUUACUUUCAAGUUCUCCUCUGUUUUCAAAUAAAUUUUCUACUGAACAAACAACUAUUAGUUCAGAAAAAGAUCUUUCAACUGAGAAAUCUGAUUCAACGACAGUUUCUGAUGAAUUGUCAACCUCGAAAUCUCCUUCUACAAAUCUUGAUGCGACAAUGACAACUGAAAAAAUGAUGAUUGUUACUCCUGAAAAACCGACAACUACAGUUUCAGAUUCUAUUGGAACAACUGAAGAGUCGACUAUUCGUACAAAACUUUUGCCGAUUACUGAUGAGCCUUUGAUCAUUGAUUUUACAACUUCAAGUACAGAUUCAGAAGCUUCGACAAAACAUCCUUUGGAUGAAAGUUCAACAACUUUGAAAGAUAGUUUGACAACUUCAAGUUCAGAUUCUGUAACUGAAGCUUCGACAAAACAUCCUUUGGAUGAAAGUUCAACUACUUUGAAAGAUUCUGUAACUGAAGCUUCGACAAAACAUCCUUCGGAUGAAAUUUCAACAACUUUGAAAGAUAGUUUGACAACUUCAAGUUCAGAUUCUGUUACUGAAGCUUCGACAAAACAUCCUUUGGAUGAAAGUUCAACUACUUUGAAAGAUAGUUUUACAACUUCAAGCACUGAUUCUGUAACUGAAGGUUCGACAAAACAUCCUUUGGAUGAAACUUCAACUACUUUGAAAGAUUCUGUAACUGAAGCUUCGACAAAACAUCCUUCGGAUGAAAUUUCAACAACUUUGAAAGAUAGUUUGACAACUUCAAGUUCAGAUUCUGUUACUGAAGCUUCGACAAAACAUCCUUUGGAUGAAAUCUCAACAACUUUGAAAGAUUCUGUAACUGAAGGUUCGACAAAACAUCCUUUGGAUGAAAUGUCAACAACUUCAAGAGAUAGUUUAACUACUUUGAAAGAUUCUGUAACUGAAGCUUCAACGAAACAUCCUUUGGAUGAAAGUUCAACUACUUUGAAAGAUUCUGUAACUGAAGGUUCAACGAAACAUCCUUUGGAUGAAAGUUCAACUUCUUUGAAAGAUUCUGUAACUGAAGUUUCAACGAAACAUCCUUUGGAUGAAAUCUCGACAACUUCAAGAGAUAGUUUGACAACUUCAAGUUCAGAUUCUGUAACUGAAGCUUCAACGAAACAUCCUAUGGAUGAAAUCUCGACAACUUCAAGAGAUAGUUUGACAACUUCAAGUUCAGAUUCUGUAACUGAAGGUUCGACAAAACAUCCUUUGGAUGAAAGCUCGACAACUUUGAAAGAUUUUGUAACUGAAACUUCAACGAAACAUCCUAUGGAUGAAAUCUCGACAACUUCAAGAGAUAGUUUGACAACUUCAAGUUCAGAUUCUGUAACUGAAGGUUCGACAAAACAUCCUUUGGAUGAAAGUUCAACUACUUUGAAAGAUUCUGUACCUGAAGGUUCAACGAAACAUCCUUUGGAUGAAAUUUCAACAACUUCACGAGAUAGUUUGACAACUUCAAGCAAAGAUUCGGAAGCUUCAACAAAACAUCCUGCGGAUGAAAUCUCGACAACUUCAAAAGAUCUUUUAACAACUUCUCCGAUGGAUGACAUUGAUCGUUACACAACAACUUCUAAACCAAACAUUUCUUCGACAACUGAAAAUGUUUUCAUCGUAACUCCCAUGAAAAUGACAACUACUGAAAAAUCCGACGAAACAACAACUGAACAAGCCAUAAUUUCAACAACUUUGAGUGCCAUAAAAAACAAAACUGAAUCGACAACCCCUGGAGUAUUUGACUCUUUAACGACUUUAAUUUUCGGCGGCGAUCGAACAAAUCGCAGCGAAUUCGAAGGCGUUACAUUCCCCGAAAAUGACCAAACAACAACGGAACAAAUUUCAACCGAAACUGAAUCAACUUUCAAAGUUACGGGACAUGAUUUGGUAACAGAAUCUUCAAAACCUUCAACUCUCGAUCGUUCUCCGGUAACAAGAUUGAUCGAAGACUCAACAACAACCGAAAAAUCUGUUGACGAAACGACAAUUCAAUCAAGCACGAUCGGAAUUAGUAAAGUUCUGACAACGACAACUGAGAAAAUGAUGAUUGUUACUCCGGAAAAAGUAACUACAGAAUCUGGAAAAGUUGAAAAUCAAACAAUUUCGGUGACAAAAGGACCUGAAGAUGUUACCACAGAAGAAAUGACGACAGAAAGUCAAACAGAAUUCACAACAAAAGACGAAAAUUAUACUGAAACUUCUUCAGGAACGACAGUAGAAAUGCCAAUUACGACACAAAAAGCUCAAAUAACAACAACUGAAGGUCAAAAUUUAACUGAAAGGUCUAAAUUUGAGACAACAACUUCAGGAAUUGAAACAUCUACUGAUUCAGAAGAACGUUUCACAAGCAUUGACGAACAAAAAACGACAGAAAAAUCUUCAAUGAGUACUUUAGAUGUUCAAACAACUUCAAUUUCUACAGAAAAUGUUGAAAUUACGACAUCUGAAGAUGCUUUAACUACUUCUCAUGACACAAAAACAGAAAAAUAUACAACUUCAAGGCCUGAAAAUGAUAAAUUUACAACUCAAAGCUCUCUUGAAACAACAAUUGAAUCAAAAAUUACGACUUCAAGAGACGAAAUAACGACUCUUGGCUCUGAUAUUGUUACAAAAUCAUCUACUGAACAUCCUGAUGAUCGAAUUUUAACAACUUUAAUUGAUAAUUUAACAACUGAAAGCGUUUCUGUCACAGAUUCAUCCACAAAAUAUUCAAAAGAUGACAGAAUUACGACCUCUACAGACGAAAUCUCAACUGAAACUCCCACAAAAAGUCCUUUGGAUCGAGAUUUUACAACUUUGAAAGACGAUUCAACAACUUCUCGUUCAGAUUUUGUCACAGAAUCAACCACAAAACAAAUUUCAGAUGAAAAACUUACAACUUCUCAUGAACUCAGUACUGAAAAAGAUCAAAUUACGACUUUAGAACCUAAAGACGAUCUAUUAACAACUCAAAUUUCUCACGAAACGACAUUAAAACCGGAAAUUACAACAGAAAAAAUGAUGAUCGUUACUCCUGAAAAACCAACAACAACUGAACAUUCAACAACUUUCUCAUCUGAGACUGAAAAAUCUUUCGAAACAACCACAAUUUCCGAUAAAUUUACUGAAAAAGAUGAAAUUCCAUCGACUUCAACUCAAAAAUUGGACAAAACGACUUUCGAAUCAAGCACUGAAGGAGAAUUUAUUACAACUUUUGAAGGAAAAACUUCUUUUGACUCUCAAAUAACGACAGAAAGUGUCACAAAACAACCAAUAACAUCAGAAAAAUCUCAAACAACAACUGAAGUUGACGAAAUUGUAACUUCAAAAGACUUUGAGACAACAACUUCUGACAUGAAAUCCACUGAAAAGCCUGAAUUUGACACAAAAUCUCCUGAAACAACUCUUAGAACUCCAAUUACAACUGAAAAAAUGAUGAUCGUUACUCCUGAAAAGCCAACAACAACCGAAAAAAUUGAAUUGGAUACAAUUUCAACGACAGAAUCAUCUUUUGAGACGACUUUAGUUGAUAAAGAUUUGCCAACGAGACUUGAUGAGAGACAAACAACUGAAAAAAUUACUGAAAAAACGACUCAAAAUGACUUUGGAACAACUGAAAAUCUCCCUCAAACGACAGAAAAAGCUCAAAUUUCAACAAUUUUUGUCGAAGAUUUGAAAGUUAGUUCAGAAACUUCAAAGAUUUCAUCGACAACUGAGAAAAUGUUCAUCGUUACGCCCGAAAAACCAACAACAACGGAAGAAAUUUCGACGGAAUAUGAUCCAAGAGUCAAAUCUACGACAGAAUCUUCUUUCAAGACAACUACAGAGACAAAAACUACAGAAAAAUCUCAAGAUGGAACGACCUUAAGUGACAAAACAUUUCCCGAAACGACAGAAAAGAGUGAAAAAUCAACGACAGGACAAGAAAAUGUUGAAACAACGACUUUAAGAGAUAGAUUUACAACAGAAAAGGAUCGAAUUACGACAAUUUCUGACAAAAAUCGUGAAGUUACGACUCUCAAAGAUGGAUUUACUACCGAAAAAGUCGAAAUAUCAACGCAGAAAGAUGAAAUUACAACCGAAAGUGACAAAAUGACUGAAAACGAAAAAAUAACAACUGAAUGUCAAAGCGAUGAAAAAAUGACAACAAAUGUUCAAAUCACGACUCCAAAAGAUGAAAUUACCACAUUCUCCGAUAGAAAUCUCGAAGCAACAACUCUCAAAGACAAAUUGACUACUGAAAAACCUCAAAUAACGACUUCUCAAGGUCAAAUUACAACAAUUUCUGAUAAAAAUGUUGAAUCAACUACUUUCAAAGAAGGAUUUUCUACUGAAAAAGUUGAGAUUUCAACCGAAAGUGACAAAAUAACGACUGAAAGUGAUGAAAAAAUGACGACAAGUCAAGAAAAUCUCAAAGUAACGACUCUCAAAGACGAUUUUACGACAGAAAAAGCUCAAACAACGUCUCAAAGAUCAAAAUCUUAA